Molecule: messenger RNA, 3570 nt
Organism: Megalobrama amblycephala (Wuchang bream)
Lineage: Eukaryota; Metazoa; Chordata; Actinopteri; Cypriniformes; Xenocyprididae
Exons: 6
Coding region: 195-2651 (818 amino acids)
Biological process (GO): lipid transport; lipoprotein metabolic process
Cellular component (GO): membrane; extracellular region
Molecular function (GO): lipid binding; GTP binding
Source: RefSeq, a predicted model, not a curated record
GAAAGCUGUCUUCAUAUCGCCCAGCCCAUUUACCAACUAUCACUAUCACAUUACAAAAUGAAAAAGAAAUGAUUAUUGCCUACCAGUUCUCGGACACAAGGAGAUGAUCUUAAAGCUUAAAUUAUUGAAAAUAUAUCACUGCUAGAAAAAGAAAUUGUCUAAGGAGGUAAUACAUAUGAUCUAAUUUCAUCCAGAUGGAUCACCAUCACAGUGACAACAGCAGUGCCUCCCAUCAGAGGAUUGAACAUCCUCCUCCUUUUAACGGUGAUGGGAAUCGACCAGAGGAGAAGCGAUCACGUCAUGACGCCACCCUAAUAAAUCCAGGUCCUCCAGCACUUUAUCAACUGAACACUGAAAGACAAUAUAUUGAUGGGACUGAGAAAAAGGUCAGACGAUGGACAUAUGGACGAAGAGACAAGCAGAACAAAGUCAUACUGAUGGUGGGAGGAACCGGCGCUGGGAAAACCACCAUCAUCAACACCAUGAUCAACUACUCACUGGGAGUGAAGUUUGAGGAUCAAGAGUUUUAUCAAAUCACUGAAGAAACUGAAAAACAUUUCCAGACAUCUGCAGUCACUGUUUACGAGGUGUUUGUUGAAGAAAACUCAACAUCUCUGACCAUCAUUGACACUCCAGGAUACGGAAACACUGAAGGAUACGAGAAAGACAGAGAGAUUUCUGAGUAUCUGAGCAGGUUAUUUUCAGAUGAGGAUGGGAUUCAUUAUAUCGAUGCAGUGUGUUUUGUGAUGGAAGCAUCUGAAAAUCGAAUCUCUGAGAGAGAGCUCUACAUAUUUCACUCAGUUCAGUCUCUGUUUGGUAGAGAUAUAGAGAACAACAUAGUGUUUCUACUCACACAUGCAGAUGGACAACGUCCAAAAGAUGCUACCAUUAAGAAAGCAGAAAUACCCUGCAGAAGAGAUGAGGACAAUGAACCUGUUCACUUCUUGUUCAACAAUCAACAGAAAGAGAAAAGAGAGGAACAAAAUGAGCAUAUGUACAGAUCAGCCUGGGAAAUGGGAGAUGAAAGCAUGAAUGGGUUCUUCACACUCCUGGAAGAAAAGAACAGAAAAAGUGUUCAGAUGACAUUAGAUGUUCUGAAAGAGCGAAAACAACUUGAAGCCUGUGUCUCUAAUCUGAAGGACCGAAUCUCUGAAAAUGAGUUAAAAACUAUAGAACUGACUGUGUUUCAGGAAGUUAUCAAGGAGCACAGAGACAUGAUUGAGAAAUGUGAAAACUUAAAGUUUAAUGUUGAGAAAACUGUCAAAAAUAAAGUCCUCAUUGAAAAUACAUCAUGGAAGAACAAAAACGCAACCUGUUGCUCUGUCUGUAAGGAAAACUGUCAUGAGAACUGCUGGUGGGUGAAAGAUCUCUCAUGGUGUGAAGUCAUGAAAAACAACCACUGCACUGUGUGUGAAAAAAAGUGUCACUACAGCAUACACAUAAGAGAGAACAAAAAAUAUGAGACAGAGACAUGGGAAGUUGAAAUGACAUUUAAUGAGCUCAAACAGGAGUAUGAACACACUGGUGACCGACCUGAAACCAGUUUUGACAAGAAGAAAUAUGAAAAUAAUAAAAAGGAACAUGAAAGAUGCAUGAAAAAUUGUGCAGACAAAACAAAAAAAGAAGUCAAGCUCAAAAGCGAUCUGGAGGAGAUUAAAAAACAAAAAUCCAUCCUGCUGCGUGAAGUUUAUGUGACCAUCAUGAGUCUGUCUAAUAUCGCAUUAAAAUCAGACAGCGCUUUCACUCUUCAACAUCUGGAUUUCUUGAUUGACCUACUGAAAGAGGAGGGAGAAGAUGAAUGGAUGAAGAACCUGGAUGAUCUUAGGAAAACUGGAGAAGAGCAGAAAAAUAAUGGAGAUUUACGGCAUCUCUUGAAAUUUACAGCAAUGGCAUCAUUGAGUGACCUUCAGCGGUCUAACAGCAUGGAUCUACCUCCAGAAAUGAUAUCUGAUGCUACUCGACUCAGAGAUGAAUUUAUUGAACUCUAUGAGAGAAAUUACCCUCAACUCCAGGAGUGCAUUGAGAGACUGUGUCAUAUCCUCAAAACAUUCGAAGAAUAUUACAGAAGUGCUACUAAAGGCUCCAGAGAUGCAGGAGUGGCAGGAAUAGUUGGAGGUACUUUUGUGGCUACAGGAAUAGUUGGAUUUGCUUUAGCUCCAGUUACUCUGGGGGCGUCUCUUAUAGCUGCAGCUUCUGUUGCAUCUGUACAAGGAGUAUUAAUGCUUGUAGAUGCUGAAAAUGAGAGCAAAAAAUGCAGAUCUGAGAAACAGCGCCAGAUGAUGCAACUAAGACAAGACAUUGAAGGAGAAAUGGAGAAAUUUCAGGAUAAAAUCAACCCCAUGGCUGAAAAGAUGACCGACAUUCAUGAGUGUACUGACAUUAUACUGAGAUUCAUUAAAAAACGAAACCAACAAGUCAGACAUUUAAGGGAAUAUUUUGACUCUGUUAGUAAAAAACACAUCAGACAGUUAGAAGAAUUAGCUGAAUUAACAAAGCAAAUGUCUGAAACUACACGUUUGAUUGCAACAAUAGCAGCGAUUUAUGGUGGGUUCAGUCUUGUGCUUGACAUGUUCUCAGUUAUUGAAAAUAGCAGAGCACUCAAUGACAUGGACAAACUAGCAAAAAAAACCCAUAGAUGGAGAAAUAGAUGAAAGUGAGAUGACAUCAGAUGCUGGGAAAUUCAUUGCUGGAAUGAGGAAAUUUAUUGAUCAGUUACAGAACAUCAUUGAUGAACUUAAGAAUAUAAAAGACAAAGUAGCUACUUAUGAGGUUAUGUUACAAUCUGAAAUGUGAAACAAUAAGAAGGGCUGAGACACAAGCUGUUACUCGAUCCAACUGACAGAGGACAACUAGUCACCAACAUCUUUCUGCAUCAGAUCAGAUCAUUAUCAAAAGUUAGGAUUAAACAGCACACAGCUAUAUAAGAUGUCAUUUAGAGGAAUUUUACAAAGGAAAUCUAUAUUUUUGACACAUAGAAAGUGUCAGAUUGCAUUGCUUCUCUAAGAGGUGAAACACCUACAGAUUCUGGUAACGCUUUAGAUUACAGCCCGGAAAGUACUGCGUGAUUACAAUGUAUUACAGCAUAACUUCUGGUAAUUAUUGUGUACCUUUAAAGUAAGUAUGUGUUAGUAUAGGGGAACAAUAUGUAAAGUCUGGGGAAUAAAGGGGUAACAACCAGAAAGAUAACUACUGUAAGAUAACUACUAAGGGGUACUAAUACUAUUAUGAUAGACAACAAUCUUACGCUUGGGAUCAAUUUAGCGAAAGUGCACUGCACACCUUUUUGUAAUAAUAGUUAACAGAUAUAUAAAGGCUCUCUUAAAGCUUACGGGGUAGGCUACAUUAUAGUGCAUGUAUACAGUAUUUUGUUUUUAUUGCAUGAUUGAGUUGUUUCAAGGCAAGUAAAACUACAAUAUUGCAUUUUUUUUUAAUACUGGGGAAAUAUACUCUUGCUCCAUGUAGUUAUAGUGUAAGUAUGACAUUGCGGGCUGUAAAUUAAAGUGGUGCUUGUUACACUCUUGUUUCAUGUAGUUAGUGGGUAAGUACAAUAAAAAAACACAUGUAUACACA